Messenger RNA from Chionomys nivalis (European snow vole), 1034 nucleotides. It is a transcript of the gene Krtcap2, whose product is annotated as keratinocyte associated protein 2. NCBI's taxonomy places the organism in Eukaryota, Metazoa, Chordata, Mammalia, Rodentia, Cricetidae. The record is from RefSeq and is a predicted model, not a curated record. Bases 658 to 1002 code for a protein of 114 amino acids. The transcript is spliced from 5 exons.
GGAAGGGCAUUCGAGAAAGGAACCAUUCCUUCUAUUAGAAUCUUUCAUCGAUCCCUCCUCAUCCUACUCACAUAGAGCAAGAGGCUGAUUUCAGAGGAAGACGAACUCCUGGUUGAGAGUGCUACAUUUUGGGUGGGGCAUGUCUUCGGAGAUGUUGAGGCAACCAGAGUAGGGCAGGGAGGUCUGAGGAACUUGUACUACAGAUGACAUAAACCGUAAAGAAGACAUAGGUGACUCUAGGGCAUGGGGUCAGUCCCCAUGAGUGAGUGCAGCCGGUCCUGAGAGGCAGCAGAUGCCCCUAGGUGCAGAAGAAGGCUGGAGACCAAGCAGGGCGGUGGCCUAGAAUGCUCCUCGAAGCACUAUUUCCUCCUUGCCGCAAGAGGGCGCUGCGCCCAAGGCGCCUAGAGGAAGAAGUAAAGCGAGUCCACGUUGGCCCCGACGCCUGCGUACAGACACCCGCGUCGGCUUUGGCUCCUCUCCUUCUCUGCCAGAGGCACAGAUUGGACCCACGGGCGGGGCGUGAUGGGUAACCGGACCGACGGAAUCCCCGGGCUGCCCUAGCGGGGGUGGACGUUGGGGUGGCCCUCUUUUCCCGUAGUCGGUACCGGAACCUCCUUGGCGCUGUCCUCCCUCCUAUCCCUGCUGCUCUUCGCUGGCAUGCAGAUAUACAGCCGCCAGCUGGCCUCCACCGAGUGGCUCACUAUUCAGGGGGGCCUGCUGGGCUCCGGCCUUUUCGUCUUCUCCCUGACUGCCUUCAAUAAUCUCGAGAAUCUGGUCUUUGGUAAAGGUUUCCAAGCAAAGAUCUUCCCAGAGAUCCUCCUCUGCUUGCUGUUGGCGCUCUUUGCAUCUGGCCUCAUCCACCGCGUCUGUGUCACCACCUGCUUCAUCUUCUCCAUGGUCGGCCUGUACUACAUCAACAAGAUCUCCUCCACGCUGUACCAGGCAACAGCGCCAGUGCUCACACCAGCCAAGGUCACUGGCAAGGGCAAGAAGAGAAACUAACCCUGAGUGACGAAUAAAGUUGAUUCUUUGUA